AUGUCUUUAUUGAAAAAACCAAGUCAAACUUUUACCUCAAACAGAUCAAUACGGUUUAAUUUUAAUCCUGAUAGUACGGUAACGGAUUACAGAAAUGUUUUAAAACCAUCAUCACCACACAAAAUUAAUGAACCAUUCGAUAGUAACAAACUAAACACAUCUUUAUCAAGUCCAAAAUCAUCUAAACAUUAUAUAAGAAAUCCAAAAUUGUCUUCUUCACCAUUAAAAUUUGAUAUCAAAGAUGACUCCCAUAAAUCAGAAACCUUAUCACUAGAAGAUCAAAAAUAUCAAUUAAAACAAAAAUAUUUAAAAAAGUUGAAAAACAUCCAAAUACAAGAACAAGAAAUAAAUUUAUCAAAAUUUGAAUUAAAAGAAAUAGAAUGUGAAUUAGAAGAAAUUAAUAGAAAAUUAAUCUUAAAAUCACCAAAUAAACCAAAUGAUUUUUUUAAUCAAGCAUUUAAUCAAACUGAGAAAGAUUUAAAAAAUUUAAAACUAGAUACAUCUAAACAGAGUCACGACCAGCUUGAAAGUCCUUUAAAAAUCAAGACUUCUUAUUUUAUAAAUUCUGCAAUUGAUGAAUUUCAACAAAUUCAAAAAAAAGCAUCAACAAUUUUUAAUGAUGAUAAAGAAAAUAACAACACCAAAUCUAGUCUACCAAAUAUAUUCAAAAACUCAAAUAACAAAAUAGGAACACUAAGUAAACAGACAAGUCAAUUUUUUAAUGAUACAUUAAAACAAAUAUCUCCUUCAAAAGAACAAACUACAAAUAUUGAUGAAAUCGAUGAAUUUGAUAUAGAUCAUUUAAAUAAUGAUGUUCAAGUUCUUUAUGAAAAUAUAGAUAUUGAUGAAUAUAAUUCAAGUUUUGAAGAUUAG
Messenger RNA from Lodderomyces pseudojiufengensis, 873 nucleotides. RefSeq lists its product as uncharacterized. Bases 1 to 873 code for a protein of 290 amino acids. Lineage: Eukaryota; Fungi; Ascomycota; Pichiomycetes; Serinales; Debaryomycetaceae. The record is from RefSeq and is a predicted model, not a curated record. The transcript has a single exon.